Messenger RNA from Trichoplax adhaerens, 1434 nucleotides. RefSeq lists its product as uncharacterized. Gene Ontology annotation, biological process: cortical actin cytoskeleton organization; actin filament network formation. Lineage: Eukaryota; Metazoa; Placozoa; Uniplacotomia; Trichoplacea; Trichoplacidae. Bases 1 to 1434 code for a protein of 477 amino acids. The record is from RefSeq and is a predicted model, not a curated record. Gene Ontology annotation, cellular component: cytoskeleton; cytoplasm. The transcript has 9 exons. Gene Ontology annotation, molecular function: actin filament binding.
AUGCCACUAGGUGGGCCAGGUGCACCUCCUCCACCCCCACCACCUCCACCGCCAGGAGCACCUCCACCACCACCACCGCCAGGUCCUUCUGGAUCUCAUGGUACUUUAUUAUUAUCACCAGAUAAAUCAAAAACGAAACUGAUACGAUUACACUGGGAAGAAAUUAGACCUAUCUCGACUAAUAUCGAUGCAACAAUUUGGAAAUCGUUAUCUACAAUUAAUAUCGAUAAAGAAGAAUUGGGACGUCUUUUCGAAGCGAAAGCUAGAAGCCCAAUAAAUAAACCAAGUGACUCGAUUCAAAAAAAAGAAAACAUUAUUGUAUUAGAUAGCAAAAGAUCUAAUGGUAUUAAUAUUGCACUUGUAAAAUUGCCACCUGUCAAUACCAUCAAAUCUGCUAUUUUAAAAAUGGACAAUGAAUGCAUAAAUAGGGAAGGAAUUGAGCGAUUACUGAGCUUAAUUCCUACAACUGAAGAAAUUUCUAAAAUUGCUGAAGCAGUGGUAGAAAAUCCUGGUAUACCUCUAGCUACAGCUGAAGCUUUUCUACAAACUAUAUCAACAAUUCCGGAGCUGGAAGCUCGAUUAAGACUAUGGGCUUUUAAGAUUGAUUACGGUAUCAUCGAAAAGGGAGCUGCUGAAGCACUCAUGGACUUGAAGCAAGGUCUUAAGCAGUUGCAAGAAUCUGAAACAUUUAAAUAUACUUUAUCUACAAUUCUGACUGUUGGCAAUACCUUAAAUGGGAAAAAUGCUGCAGGCUUUAGCCUGAAUUAUCUGACUAAGAUACCAGAAAUCAAAGAUACUACAACUAACAAACAGUCACUUUUAACGCACGUGGCAAAAAUUGUCAUGAGUCAAUAUCCUGACAGUUCAGAUUUAUACAGUGAUUUUGGUGCCUUACACCGAUCUGCUAAGGUGGAUUUCGAAGAACUCGAAAUUGGCUUAGUUCAAUUAGAGAAAGACUGCAAGGCGGCUUGGAUUUAUUUACGAGCUAUAGUCAAACAUGACUCAAAAUCAUCAAUAAAACCUAUCAUGACAGAAUUUCUUACCGAUGUUGGCGAACGAUUACUUGUUCUUAAAGUUGUUUAUACAAGGAUAUUAAAUCGAUUCAAUAAUCUGUUGCUUUUUUAUGGAUUUACGAAAAGCAUCGUUAAGGAUAUGAGGAUCAACGACUUCUUGAAAAUUGUAACCGAGUUUUCCUUAGAAUAUAAAACUGUUAAAGGAAAGUUACUAGACCAAGCACGAAAGAAAGAAGUCCAACGUAAACGUAGCGAAACUAGAGGAAGAUUAAUUACAGACGUAAGUAUCAUACAGACACUAGAAACGAAUUGUACCAAAUAUAAUGAGAAGGUUUUUAUUAAAAUCUUGGCUACAAAAAUCUUCUCGGUUCCAAUAUUAGAUUGUAUUAAUACAUUAAUGAUCCGUAAUUUCCAUCAAUAG